Bufo bufo (common toad) is the source of this 1890-nucleotide messenger RNA. Its product is annotated as beta-1,4-galactosyltransferase 3-like. Gene Ontology annotation, molecular function: glycosyltransferase activity. Gene Ontology annotation, biological process: carbohydrate metabolic process. The transcript has 7 exons. NCBI's taxonomy places the organism in Eukaryota, Metazoa, Chordata, Amphibia, Anura, Bufonidae. The coding region runs from base 215 to 1276 and encodes 353 amino acids. The record is from RefSeq and is a predicted model, not a curated record.
GGGGGGCGCGCAGGGCAACAGGUGACUGGUUGGGUGACGGGCGGCAGCUGGGCAGGACAUGUCCCAGUGGACCCUGCGGCAUACGUACUCCAUCCUCCUUCCCGGCGUGGAUCUGGCCUCAUAAGGUUGCCUGCGCCUCCCGUUGGGUUCCCUCCCAGCUUUGACACGUUUCCACUUCAAAUCCUUAACACGUGAGGCGAGUGCAUCUGGCGCCAUGUUCUCAGGCCGGACAGACAAGCGGUGCUUCUUCAUGUGUUUGGCCGCCUCUCAACUGCUGUUUAUUUUGCUGCUGUAUUGGCAUGGAGCCUCCAGCAUGUUUCAGGGAAUUUUCGGAGCCUACCCUGUAUGGGAUUAUUCGAAAACCCAGGACGUCUACACCAACCUGAGCCUAUUCAUUCCGGACCCCGAAGUCGCAAAGACUCAGUACUGUCCCGUCAGGUCUCCCAUACUUGUUGGUCCUUUAACCAUAACGCUCAACAAGCCGCCAAGUUUGAAGAAGAUCCAGAUGAAGAACCGCUAUGUGACGUCUGGAGGUAGCUUCAGCCCCAGGCACUGCUUUGGAACGUACCGCACAGCUAUAAUUAUACCACACAGGAAUAGAGAGUCUCACCUCCGAAGCUUGCUCUACUACCUUCACCCCUUCCUGCAACGCCAACAGCUGCACUACACGAUAUUUGUGGUUCAUCAGGCGGGGAACGCAACGUUUAACCGGGCCAAGCUCCUCAACAUCGGCGUGAGAGAAGCGCUGCGCUACGACAGCUGGGACUGUUUAAUCUUACACGACGUUGACCUCAUUCCGGAAAAUGACUACAAUCUGUACAUAUGUGACGAGUAUUACCCCAAGCAUCUCUCCAGCGCCAUUGACAAAUUCCAGUACAGCCUGCCAUAUUGGACAUGUUUUGGAGGAGUGACUGCACUUACACCAGAUCAGUUCAUGAGGAUCAAUGGAUUCCCCAACACAUACUGGGGCUGGGGAGGAGAGGACGAUGAUAUCGCCAUGAGGAUUCGCCUUUCGGGGAUGAAAUUCACUCAAAUGCCUUUAAGCCUUGGCCGAUAUAAAAUGAUCCCACACGACCGUGACUCCGGCAAUGAGGAGAACUCUUACAGGUAUGAUCUGUUAAGUAAAACGAGAAAAACCUGGAGAGAAGACGGGAUAAACUCCAUAGAUUUCCGCCUGCUUUCCAGAGAGAAGACUGAGCUCUACACCAACCUCACGGUGGACAUCGGUGAAACUCCGGUCAUGCCGACCAAAGCAAACAAGUGGUGGUUUUUUUAGCCCUUGGUCAGGGGCGUACUGAACUAUAGAGAAGCAUCCAGUGAUAUGGCUGCGGACCUGCAGUCUCUUCUCCAGUCCCUAUGCAUUCUGUAAAACCAUAAGACCUGUAGUUUCCAUUGUGACCAGUAGAGGUCACUGUGUGGACCGUGAGAUGCUGGAAUGAAACGACUUGGCCCUGACCGGUCACCCGCCUGAAGUGGCAGUCACAUUCUGACCAGGAACACAGACCAAUCACUUGAUCAUCAGUAUGUACGGAAUAGGGGAGCACAGACGCAUGGUCCCAGCGAAAUUAAUGGGUUUACGGACUUUGUGUCAGUUGAUUUGUUAACUGCACAUCUUGAUAUACAAACUGCUGCUUUUUUGCUCUAUUAGGAAAUAAGAGCACUUUUUGGUAUCCUCCCUGUUCUUUGUGUCGUCCUCUUAAAGGCCAGGUCCACCUUCACAACCAUUUCUUAUCGCGCCAAUGCAUUGAUAUUGAGAAAGGAAAUAACUUUGCGAUAGCUCUUGAUUAAAAAUCUCCUAUCAUUUUCUUUAUACAGCACUUUUGCAAACCAGUGCAUCUCCAUGGUAACAGACAACAGAGCACAGUGUAGUCGGAUUCUGCAGUCACACUU